Amoebophrya sp. A120 is the source of this 6402-nucleotide messenger RNA. NCBI's taxonomy places the organism in Eukaryota, Dinophyceae, Syndiniales, Amoebophryaceae. The record is from the annotation of a GenBank genome assembly.
GUGAUGUGGCCUGCAGGAGCAUCAGCAUCACUCAACAAUUGCAAACGAAGAUCCAGAAAAUUACUCACCAAGAAGAAAAUUGGCACGCCAACUACGUAUGCCAGAGCAAGCAAGAACUUUAGUAGAUUGGAGCGACGAGAGUUGUUCUAGUAGAAGCACUCUGGUUCUUUGAUUCACACAGGACCUCAAACUUCCUAUAACUUCCUCAAGAUUUCCCCCUGAUGAACUAUCUCCACACCCUAGCUACCCCUAGAUUUUUACCCCAUGAAAGUUGUUUCGCUCCUCUAUCAUGAUGUCCUUACGUAGUGAAAAUUAUAUUCACGGAGUUUAUUUGAAACGAGUCAAAGAAGUUCGCUUUAUCAAUUUGUAUCUGAGAAAAAACAAAAAGACAUCUUCCUUCGCUUCCACCUAGUCUCACUUUCAAGACAAAUAUACAUUGAACCUUCUUGGUGCAGCUGGUGGACCUGGACAAGAUGUGGCCGUUUCGCAGGGGAAACAAGGAGGACGGUGGGGGGAAGAAGGCGUGGAAGGCCAUAUGGAUUGCAAAAGUGUCUGGGUCUGGAAGAUUGCAACUUGUCGUGCUAAAUCCGAAUCAUGCAAAAAUCUGUGUUGCAUGAUUACCAAAAGAGGUCCACUUUUGAACAAGUUUAAAGGCAGUUUCUCAUGCAGAAUAGGCAUAAAAGAGACCUCACAGCCUCUGUCAUGCUAGGUCCCGCAUUCCAAACCUCAAGGGUCAUGGAAAACCUGCAUGACUGCCCCCUUCAUCCUAAGUGCCAUCAGCCAUGGUAUCUGGAAAACCUGCAUGACAAGUUCACAUUCUUCCAGACCCAGACAUUUUUACAUUUGAUAGGCCAAGCUGGACGACAAUCCAAUGACCAUGUACUACAACAAGGAGUUGAAAUGCUGGGUCGAAAAGGGCAAGGAGGAGGAAAUGCGAAAGAAACUGGAGCAGACCGCCGCCCCGCCGCCGACGGCUGCACAGCUAAGGGUGCCACCAGGCGGCGGUCCGCCGGGCGCGGGCAGCUCAAGAGUAGACGAUGCAAGAGACGACGAUGACGAUAUCCUGGGAAAAAUGCUCCGCGCCCCAACCCGGUCUCUGCCCGGCCGCGCCGGCGCGAGUCAGGCGAGCCGCCGAACGACACAGGGAGGCAUUGGAGGCGGCCUCAUCCCGGGGAUCCCGGGCGCGAAUCACAUCAGCAUGCCGAGCCUGAUUCCCACGCCCGGGUCCCUAUCCGCGGGAGGAUCGCAGCCGGUAUUUGAUAGUCUUUUGCUCAUGUACAUGCUUGUUUUUUUUCCCCAUUUCUCCGCUUCUCAGCUUGCUGGUACCAAGCAAGAUCGCGUUGAUGCAAAUGAAUAGCAAGAAUUAACCAAACUCCACACACAGGAUCUGCACGCGGGCAACGAUAUACUUCCCGCAGCAACCGGCGGUCCUUCAAUACCAACGCCCGUGCCUGUCCAGCCCUCGGUGUCGGACCCGACCCAAACGGCAGGAGCAGCCCGGCCCGCCGUUGGGGGUGGGCGCAGCUGGCAGGACGACGAGGACGAGGAUGAAGACCUGCUAGGCUUGAAAGUCACGAAGAAAAAGGACACGCCGCGCCUAGUCGUCACGCCGCCGGUCACGCACGCAGAACCACGUGCACAAGAGCAAGGGCUCGCUCCGCCGCUAGAAACGACUUCUGCAGCUGCAACUUCACAAUCACACGAAGUAAAUCAGUACAAGCCUGCAGCUUUGCCGCCCACGGUGUCCCCCAGUCCAUCGGAGCAAGAAAUGCAGACCAACAAUGCGGACCCAUUCGGCUCCUUUGGCGGGCAAAGUCCCAGCGGUGGAAAGACCGCGGGAGAACAAACUCCUCCUGGAUACGAGGCCUACACCGCUGGUGCAGCAGCUUCUUCGUUCGCAGAUUCAUCGCAACAAGAACAGGGUCACGUGUUACCCGCAGCGGGGCACUUUCCACCACAGCCUGUGAUGAAUGACCUGUUCGAUCCACCGGCGCCAACCGUAGGUGUCACGACAUCAUACGACGGCAACAUACCACAAACUGCUGAACAAGUUCCAACUUCCCAGUUCCGGCCUCCACCGCGUGACCACCGCGACGAUCUGCAAUCAGCACCUGACGCAUUGCAGGAUCCACCAGCACAGCGAUCUUCUUAUGAGGAAGGCUAUGAAAACCUGCAGGAGCAUUCAGAACAGGUUGCGGGGCGGGCGGAACAGCUGGAGCCGAUAACAUUUGGACCACCUCCUGCGCAGUCAACUACGGAAGGUGAAGAGGAGGACGGGGAUCCUCUUGAGCACGACCAGACUGCUGCAGCCCCCGUACAAGGAGAGCAAAUUAUACAAGACGACCCACACGACUCUGACUCAGCACGACCAAGCGAGGCGGCGUUUUCCGCGAGACGAGUUCCGCCCCCCGACGGCUAUGCCUCCUCCAGCACCUCCGGGGCAGCAAAGUCAAAAUCUCGAUCACCAGCAGAGAUGAAGCCCUCGGACAUCGAGCUAACGCAGGACGGCGAGAAUUUUUUGGCUGAUGUCGGCGAUGACGAGAUCGAUAAGUACACCGUGGACGAGAACCACGAAGUGCGAUUACGCGCCGCAACGGAGCCCACGGGGGCAGCUUCUGGAUCGCACGGAGAACAAACGUCAGCACAGCAAGCGAUGCAGCAACCGAUUUCGAUCUCGGUCACAGGCCUUGAGCACCAAAUCAUACAUCCCUCGUCCAGUGGUAGCUCCUCGUCCUCUGCUCUGUUAAACAACAACGACCAGCACAACAACAUCGUUCCAAACAGGGGAGGACAGAAUGUCCUCGACUUCACCGAUCUGGACAUCACAGCGUCCAAUUACGGCUCGAAAAAGUCCACCAGUUCCAAGCUGAACCAGUUGGAAGCGAUUCCUGACGACGAACUGGAGGAAAGGGUGAAGUCCCUUCUCGCGGAGGACCGGAGUCGUGACGGCACUAUGUUGUGCAAAAGUAUCGUACUCGUACUAAUUGCAAAUGCGCAUGACAAAUCUGCCUUCUAAGGUAAAACAGCAUUACAAAUCCCAUUUUUCUUCUUGCCAAAAUUUGUAAUGCAAUUUAUACUAGUACGAUACUUUUGCAAUGCAUAGGCACCGAUCACAAACAAAAUCUGUACCAGAAGCAAAACGCACUCCACACCUACAGCAGUUCGGUGUACUACAAACCCGGAGGAGGUGGUGGAGCUACUGGUGGGUUGAACAGCGCCACCCUCGCGUCCGGCGUGAUUAAUAUAAAUAACGUCCCGGGCUCGCUCACGUUGAACCAGGACCACCUCAGCGACUUGCUCCGCGCGCCGCCAAACACCACCGAUCUGGCUUCGAUCAACUACAAUUCCAAGAAUUUACUCUCCUCAGCUUCCGGAGCGGGAAAUGCGACUUCAUCCUCAGCCGUGCUCGAGGCGGGAAGAGAUGGCGCCGUCGAAGGAGGCAUCGUCUCGAGCAAUUCCGCAGUCGUGACGAACGAAGAGCUUAUGGCUGGUAUGAUCAGCAAGAUGGGCGCCAACGUUGCCAGUGUGAACAACAUGGACGGUAUGAAACUGCUCGAAGCCUUCGACGAAGCAACCCGGAAGCUGGAAACGCUUUCGAUCUGCAGCGACCCAAUACCGGACCAGAGUCCGCUGCUGGAAUCGCCAGACAUGGACGAUGAUGAGGUAUGUUGAUUCUUGUGCCGCGUUCGUGCGUCUUAGGCGUGCUAAGUUGUUAGUAGUAAAAAUCUUCUUCUGUGACAAUGUAGUUCAAGAAGGCAUGAUAAUUGCCAUUGGCUGUAGCUCGUUUAUGUCGACGACGUCCCUUUUCGAUUCCCGGACGAGGACAACUAGUAUACGUUGUAUAACAGCCUUCCAGCAGCAGCACCACUCGAAGGAAUUUGGCUAUUUCACCUCGAAAAUAAAGUAGGAGUUUCAAUAAACGUGAUUUCAGCUCCCGCCCGACCACGACUGGUUGGCUCAGGCGGACCACCCCGACCCAGAUUUGCUCGACGACGACGCGAACGAUGGGUAUUCCGACGGGGACUCGGUCCUGUCCGAAGCGGAGUACCUCGGCCAGGAGCAAACCGACCCGCGGCAGUAUUUGAAUUCGGUAGACCUGCAGGAGCUGCAGCGCGCGCUGAAGAAGGCCUGCCAGCUCCUGCACAAGAAGGACGCGCAAAUCCUCGAACUCCAAACGUACACGAAGCAACUCUGCGAGAAGUUUGAGAAGCAGCAGCAGGACGUGAUGAGCCUGCUAGAGAAAAACGUGGAAAAGGAGCGAAACUUGCUACAGCAAGUUCAGGAGCAGGAGCAAAAGUUUCGGGACCGCGUGCAAAAAUUCCAGGCGGAAGCCGCGGAGCUGCGGAAGGAGCUCUACGUCCACGACGAAGCAGCCUACAAGGACGACGCUGCACUGCUCUCCGGAAUCGAGAAAAGCUCCGCCUCUGGCUCGGGAAUGGAAGACGAUGAUCAGCUUGUUGCGGAUGGGGAGGAAAGAAAAGACGAGACGAGGAGAGCAGGGGCCGUUACUAGUCAGGUACGUGAGAACUUCAUCUUUUUUUCGUCGUAGCAUGAGCAUGACAGUGCGCAGCACCAGCUGCGUCCUAGGUACACUCGCCAGAAAGGAUUUUUUCGCCGAAGAUUUGCGCUCCCUCUCCUUUUCGAAAACAAAAUCAAAACUGUACUCUCAAUGCUCCUCCUCGACGUCAUGAUCGAAUUGUUGAGCUGCAAGAUAUGCUAUACUGUGUGACACUAACCUCUCAACCGAACAGACCGACGCUCCACCUUCGUUAUCAACAAACGCCGUUCAAUUGUCCGCCAAGGAACAGGAGCAGUUGGAUCGCUUACUCUUGUUCGUCAGCAAGGCCAAUCUGCAAGAGGCCAAGAAACUGCACCGCACGGUAGACCUGCUGUCCUGUUACGGGGACAAACUCGGAUUCGAACCGCUGGUGCUACAGAUCCUCACCUCCUGGUGCCAAUUCGUCGGGCCGUUCAGAAAAAUGAAAGCCUUCUUCGUGGACUUUGGCUGCGUCGAAGCGUGUUGGGAAACCAUGGACAAGUUCAGGUACUACACAAUAAACAUUCUGAUUUUGUCCAUGACCAUGACAAUGACAAGACCAAGAGCUCUGGACAUGAUAUUUUUCUGCCCGUACUUUUCAAGCGUUGCGGCUACGCUGCCGAAGACUCUUGUUUGCCACCAACUUUUAAACGCUAAGAUCCACUCAACACCUACUCUGUUGUUUUCUCAGGUCCAACACUUUGAUUGUCGGUCUUUGUCUGGAAGUUCUGUGGCAUUUGAGCUAUGGUCAGGAGGGACAAGCCCGGUUUCCGACGCAGCCCGUGGAGCGGUUACUGCAGAUAGGGUUUCGCUACGUUGUUGACAAAGAGGUAAACAAAGAGCAGGCGCCAGGGCAGGCACCGUCACAAGACACUGAGAAGAUCCACCAAGUAGACGAGACGGCUACGCAACACGCUACCUCCCCGCAGAUCGAUGCUGCCGAUCUCGCGCGCAUCUGCAAGGCCGUUGUUGGCACCCUGGCGAACCUCCUGCAGGCCGGCGACAUGGCUCUACUGUCGACGUUUUUGGAACACGGAGGGAUUUCGUUUCUCGAAAAAGUACUACAGCUGAUCAAGGCUGCGGACUUCCUGCGUGCGGGGGGACACCAUGGGAAGAGCAAAGUCAUCGCCGAACAGGUUCAGACGAUCACCCAGAGCGCGUUCCACUGUCUCUACCUGGUCUCAUUACCAGUGCAGCUCCGGCUCCUCGUCAUACAGCAGAACGGGCCCUCGCUGGUGCAAGGCAGAGCCGAAAAGUGGGCUUCGUGGUGCGCCGAGCUUUACCGGGCGACGACAAGAAGUGUAUAGGAUCUUCGAAGUACGCAGCUCAUCUUCCGGCCGACGACGAGAAGCAGAUCGACCCGGCGUACACGAGUUGAGGCAUUGUCGUCGGUCAUGUUUGAAUACUUACGGCGACAAAACAGUGCUCGUCCAGCGCCGCUGGUGCCUUCGAGCACGACCACCGGCGCGGCUGUUCAUUUUAAUCAGCCCGAAUGAACACGAAAAGGACUUUUCAGGGUGCUGAUGUAUUCUUGUUGAUUCAAAAUCACAAGAACAUAAACAUUGACAAACGAAAUAAACGACACUGAGAACUCUCUGAAACGAAGCGACCCUAUGGCUAUCAAGAAGUUGUCAGAUUUCUCGCUGCUCGUUGUAGCGAAGUGGUUGUAUCAAAUAUCACGACGAAAUCGACGCUUGUUUCGACAUGUUGAAGCACAACUAUGAAAGUACCCAUGUUUAUGCUUUUUUUUCGCUCGGCCUCGGUCAGACGACAACGAACUAGCUACCGGCCGUUCCUCAUCUAAAGGUAAAGAUAGACAACAUUCCGUACUCUCCCGGUUUUCAUGUUCGGUUUUGCUUUAUGAC